Messenger RNA from Hordeum vulgare subsp. vulgare (domesticated barley), 2960 nucleotides. RefSeq names its product protein PHOSPHATE STARVATION RESPONSE 3-like. The transcript has 7 exons. Gene Ontology annotation, molecular function: DNA binding; DNA-binding transcription factor activity. The record is from RefSeq and is a predicted model, not a curated record. Lineage: Eukaryota; Viridiplantae; Streptophyta; Magnoliopsida; Poales; Poaceae. The coding region runs from base 1218 to 2465 and encodes 415 amino acids.
GGCAGCCAAGGCAAUCAAGCAUCCAAUCAAGAUGGUGCACUGACAAGGUAGGAGACAGGCUUAAUUUAUAGAGAGAGACAGAGAGGCAAGGGGAGCUUCUGGACGAACAGAGAGAGAGAGAAGAGGACAGAGGGUUCAUAGGAGGAAGAAGACAGAGGGUUCAUUGGCGGCUGACUUCGCUCGGAAUCUCUUACCUCCUCCGGAGAGACCAAAGUCUUCUUGGAUUUUCAGGUGAGGAAUGAAGCUUCCAUAUGAAUUCCCAUGGAUUUCCCGGCGCUGAUCCAGUCCUAGUUGUGCUCUUCUCCUGGCCAAAUAAUUCUGCUUUGUUGAUUUGGGACGUUAAUGGCUCAUCUGCGCUCUCUUCCCGCGACAAAGAGAAUUUGCACAUUUCUUGUGUCGUCUUUCAUGUGCUCUUUUGGUUUCUGCGUUCUCAUUUUGUCCUGCUUAUGGGAAGGAAAAUUUUGGUACUAGCUUAUUUUUUUCAGAAAGGGGAUAGCCCCGGCCGAGUUUUGGUAGCUUAAAUCUUCCCUGGCAGAAGAAGAUUAGUCAAGUUUGGAACUGGGUUUUAUAUUUUCUAAUGAGAUAACAUAUUUGCAUCUAUCUAUUUGUUCCAAGUGAAAAUUUAUUAAUUUCGCCCAAUUUAUUAUAGCAAACAAUAGGAGCAUUUAUACAAUAACAAACGAGAGUGGCUUUUCAGCUCUCGGGUGCCUAGGCGCCCUUUAUGAAUAGUAAAAUCAUUUUUUAUUGUUCAUAGAGGGCGCCUAGGUACCCAGGAGCUGUUACACCUUUCUCAUAACAAAACUAGCUGAUGCCAAAAUAUACUUUGUUUUUGUUUAUCUCUGAAAUAUGAAGCAAAUUAUCGUUACCUCUGAAAUAUGAGCGGCUACUGUUGAAGGGGCUAAAUCAUCUGGGAAAAUUCUUAUGUCCCUUAUGUACAUUCUCCUAGAAUAUUUUCUUAGGUCAAUCUGGAUCAUUCUAUUGACAGACUCGUACUCCCAAGUCAAAUAAUGCUUUGGUUUUCUUGCAUAAAUGAUGUCUACUGGAGACGAUUAGACUUUUUGCACCCAAAUUUCUGAACAGAUUUUCAUUUUGGAUAUUGAAAUUUGAAAUACAUCGUUUGUCAGGACGUGGGACUUGUAUUGUGCUUGAUGGAUAUUUAAGCUGCAGGGUUGGAUUGGAGCAAGCUUUCCAUCUUAAUUCUCAUUUUCUAAGGCACAAUGGGCACACAGAGUGUGAUUUCUGUGGAACAUUUCAUUGCUCCUGACAUCAGGGCUCACACCUGCAAUGCUCCACAACCUUCAGUCCAUCAAAUGUUCAAUGCUAAAUCUGAUAUUUACAGCUCGGUAGAUGAUGUUUGUCACGUCUCGUAUGCUGACUUGCCAGGCCCAAUCUCAUCGAGCUCUUCCACAUUCUGUGCAAGCAUGUACUCAUCCUCGUCGACGAAUUCCAAAUUAUACCGGCAAAUCAGCGGUCCGCCUUUCCUGCCUCAUCCUCCUAAAUGUGACCAGCAGCAGUUUUCAGCUGUGCAAUCAUCGGUUUCUGCUCUGUUGUUUGCUUCUGAUCCCAGCAAUGGUGGUCAAGGUCAUGAUGAACAUUCACAUGAUCUCAAGGACUUCCUUAACCUAUGUGGAAACCCUUCUGACAGUAGCUUCCAUCGAGGAGGCAGUGCCAUGGCUUUCAGUGAGCAGCUGGAGUUUCAGUUCUUGUCUGAACAACUUGGGAUUACCCUCACCGACAACGAGGAGUGCCCUCGGUUAGAUGACAUAUAUGGCAUACCGCCGCAAUGCUCGCCUAUUCUAGUAUCGCCUUGCUCUGACCCUGAGGGUCUGCACAGUGGGGGUUCUCCGGCUGAAGUCCGCUUGAGUUCAUCGCCUUCUUCAUCUGGAGAAACAGCAUGUAACAAAACGAGAAUGAGAUGGUCACUUGAACUCCAUGAGCGUUUUGUGGAGGCUCUGAAAAAGCUCGGAGGACCAGAAAAGGCAACUCCAAAGGGUGUGCUGAAUCUUAUGAAGGUAGAAGGCUUGACAAUCUUUCACGUAAAGAGCCACUUGCAGAACUAUCGACAUGUGAAGUAUAUUCCAGAGAAAAAAGAAGUGAAGAGACCCUGUUCAGAAGAUAACAAGGCAAAAUCAGCAUCUGGAAUUGAUUCUGGCAAAAAGAAGAGUUUUCAAAUGGCGGAAACUCUACGGGUGCAAAUGGAGGUUCAGAAACAGCUCCAUGAGCAACUGGAGGUGCAAAGGAAAUUACAGCUGCGCAUAGAGGAGCACGCAAGAUAUUUGCAGCAGAUACUAGAACAACAGAAGGACAGAAAAUCUCCAGUACCGAAACCGAAGGAGGAAACAGAGGUGAACACCACUUCAGCUCCGUCGCUGAAGCGUAAAAUUUCAGACACUGAAAUAGAACACAACUCGCAGAUGGAUAGCAGAUGGCCAGAGCUACAACUUAAUCUUGAAAGUGAACCGUGAUGAACAAUCAUGGUGCAUGCUUUGACCCUCUUGCCAUGUAGAGUUCUAGCUAGUGUUUGCAAUAGCAUAUAUCAUGUUUUUGUUGGAUAUACCUUAUGACAAGGUCCAUCCAUUACUGCUGAAAUAGGUUCUAGCUAAGCCAUUGUAUAUAAUUAGUUCUGCUGCUUGUUUCCAUGAAGAAGAAAAAAAGAUAUUCUCAUAUGUAAUUAAACUAGCAUUGUAUUUGAAACAUUGGUGUCGCAUUGCUCCCUGUUCAUGCUCGUGAAUGUCUUACGCAUGCAAGAUAAACUGAAUUAAGUCAAAGUUUGAGGUUGAGAUGUGAACCCUACAUAUGGGGUUAACGUGGAUUUCUCUCUGAAAUACAACUCUUUAGUCCAGGACGGGGCCAGGAUUUGAAAACGGGGGAGAGGGCACGAUAGAUAAGAAGAUAUUUGUAGCAAUCUUAGUAUAAAAAUACGCUUAGUUCCUAUAAUUCAAUAUAGUAUUGCAAUACAA